Molecule: messenger RNA, 492 nt
Organism: Oryza brachyantha (malo sina)
Lineage: Eukaryota; Viridiplantae; Streptophyta; Magnoliopsida; Poales; Poaceae
Product: nuclear transcription factor Y subunit B-1-like
Exons: 1
Coding region: 1-492 (163 amino acids)
Biological process (GO): regulation of transcription by RNA polymerase II
Cellular component (GO): CCAAT-binding factor complex
Molecular function (GO): RNA polymerase II cis-regulatory region sequence-specific DNA binding; protein heterodimerization activity; DNA-binding transcription activator activity, RNA polymerase II-specific
Source: RefSeq, a predicted model, not a curated record
AUGGAGGCCAAGAAGACGGUGGUGGGAUUAGACACGGGGUGUGGUGUGACCAACACUGAGUUGCCAAUGGCCAACCUCAUACGCCUAAUGAAGAAGGUGCUGCCAGGAAAAGCAAAGAUUGGGGGAACAGCCAAGGGUCUCACCCAUGACUGCGCGGUGGAGUUUGUCGGGUUCGUCGGCGAUGAGGCCUCUGAGAAGGCCAAGGCAGAGCACCGCCGCACCAUAGCGCCAGAAGACUAUCUGAGCUCGUUCGGCAACCUCGGCUUCGACCGCUACAUCGAGCCCAUGCAAACCUACAUCAAUGGUUACCGUGAGUUUGAGAGGUCUGGCGGGAAUAGGAGGGUGACAUCUCCAAUGACACCAACGUCGAUGAUGCCUGAGGGACCGACAUUCACUAACACAGAGCUACAGUUUCUCCGAUCGGUGAUACCCUUAAGUGAUGAUGAAUCUAAUGGCUAUGACUAUGGCUAUGGUUAUGGCAAAAACAUGUGA